This is a messenger RNA of Gossypium arboreum, 417 nucleotides long. RefSeq lists its product as uncharacterized. The coding region runs from base 1 to 417 and encodes 138 amino acids. The transcript has a single exon. The record is from RefSeq and is a predicted model, not a curated record. NCBI's taxonomy places the organism in Eukaryota, Viridiplantae, Streptophyta, Magnoliopsida, Malvales, Malvaceae.
AUGUCAUACUAUCAAAGAAGAUAUCAUAAUCGCCGAGAAAGGUACUACAAUCUGAAAUUUACUCGUCCCAAAUCGAAUGAUAAUGGUAAUUCAUGGGAACCAUUACCUGCAUGGGAGAAAAAAUUCUGCAUAAAAGUGGGUGCAAUGCCAUGGAAAAGAUUUGUUGAAUCAAAGAAUAAUUUGUUCAAAACCGAUAAAGUAUUCGAAUGGGAUGAUUCAGCUGGUUUAAAAGCUUUUCAAGAAGCUAAACAGAGAUUCUGGGAAUAUUAUCAUCGUUUUCCUUACACAAAUAAGUUGCCAAGUAAUGCAGCAGAUAUGUAUAUCGAUGAUAUUGAUUGGAACUCUAAAAUCGACCCAAAACUUUUUUUGGAAAUAAAGUCGAUUUCCGAUGAUGAAGAGGAAGAAGAAGAAGAAUAA